This is a messenger RNA of Priceomyces carsonii, 456 nucleotides long. It is a transcript of the gene HPA2, whose product is annotated as D-amino-acid N-acetyltransferase. The record is from RefSeq and is a predicted model, not a curated record. Bases 1 to 456 code for a protein of 151 amino acids. Gene Ontology annotation, cellular component: cytoplasm. Gene Ontology annotation, biological process: protein acetylation. The transcript has a single exon. Lineage: Eukaryota; Fungi; Ascomycota; Pichiomycetes; Serinales; Debaryomycetaceae. Gene Ontology annotation, molecular function: N-acetyltransferase activity.
AUGUCAGUUUCAAUUAGACCUAUUGAAAAGAAAGACAAGGAAGAAUGGAUAAACCUCUGGUCUGGAUCAGGUGGUUAUCUUGAAUUCUACAAAUCUACAGUGCCUUCUGAAGUGACUGAAACAACUUUUGAAAGGUUCUUUGAUUCUAAGGAGCCUGUUUACGCAGCGGUUGCAGUUGACAAUUCUUCAGGUAAAAUUAUUGGAUUUGCUAACUAUUUGACACAUAGAAAUACUUGGACAAUUAAUGACUCGUUAUACCUCAACGACCUCUUUGUCUCCCCAGAAUCGAGAUUGAAGGGUGUAGGUAGGAAAUUAAUUGAGUUUGUCUAUGCAGAAGCGGAUAAGAUGAAAUGUGGAAAAGUUUAUUGGAAUACUCAAUUCGAAAAUCACAGGGCCCAACUUUUGUAUACAAAAGUUGGGAAGAAGCUUGGAUUUUUGAGCUACGGAAGGCCAUGA